Coregonus sp. 'balchen' is the source of this 811-nucleotide messenger RNA. NCBI's taxonomy places the organism in Eukaryota, Metazoa, Chordata, Actinopteri, Salmoniformes, Salmonidae. The record is from the annotation of a GenBank genome assembly.
AUGUACUUACAGGUGGAGACGGGCUCGACCUGUGCAGUGUUUGGCCUUGGAGCGUUGGGCCUGGCUGUCAUCAACGGAUGCAAAGCAGCAGGGACGACCAGGAUCAUUGGGAUUGACGUCAACCCAGUUUAAGGUGACCAAGGAGUUUGGAUUAUUCCUUCGCGUGUAUGGGCAACGUGGGGAUCAUGGUGAGGAAGUGGAUUCUACCUUUACUGACCACCCGAGUGUUUGGAGAAUUACCAUUUUGCUGACAAUGUGGAGAAAGUAGAGUGCACAGUGCUUUUCUAAAUUAUAUUUUAAGAUUGUCACCUAAAGCGAAGUGUUGAAAUCUCAAUUUUAACAAAUGUUAUCUGUUACACCUAAUGGUCAUAGUGGCACCAUAGCAAGGUUACGGUUGUGUAAGUAACUGUGUUCCAGAGGGCGGCCCUGAAGGCCUGUCAUAAGGACUGGGGCACCAGUGUCACCAUUGGGGUGGCAGCAGGCGGGCAAAAGAUCUCCACUCCCCCAUUCCAACUGGUAACAGGACGCACUUGGCCAAGAACUGGGAUGGGUCUAAUGUGUUAGUGAGAGCCAAAAGCUCUUGUAGUUGGCACCCCACAUAAUCCAAUAAUGUAUUAAUCAGUUGUCUAUCAUUUGAUUGAACUGAGGUCAUGCUUUGCAUUUUCUUUCCACAGGAUAUACAAGUGUGGAGGGUGUUCCUAAACUGGUCAGUGAGUACAUGAACAAGAAGCUGAAGGUGGAUGAAUUUGUGACCCACACGCUGCCCUUCGAAAAGAUCAGAGGGCUUCAGUAUAAUGCAUGCUGGGAAAUG